AUGGCCAUUCCAAACGCACGCGAAGACGUGCCUCCGCCCUUGCCUCCUCCACGUCACAUCGAGGACCUCAGGGCCGGGCGGUCUGAUCCCGGCUGGCAAUGGGGUAACACAAACAAUCUCAAAGAAAACGGCUUUGGCGGAAAUCGGCUCGCGACAGUCAGACCUGGCUCGAGCUUAUACGGUGGAUCUCGCAGCGGCCAGGUGCAUCAUCCGCGGGACCUGUCGGCCGACUAUCUUUUCAAUGGUCGUGAGCCCUCCAUUUCACGGUCUCUCGACGACAUGAGCUCUGAGGGCAGCAGGGACCACAAUAGUGACGAGGAUCGCAGCGGCAAGACUCGGCCGUCGCUCGGCAACCACAGAUUCACAAGUGAACGGCAGCUUGGUCAGAAGGCACUAGAUCACUCCUCACAAGCCUACGACAAGCAACUCCUCUCCAAGAUCGGUGGCCCGAACACCCCAACGAGAACUGCUGCGCCGCCACUAUCGAGCAGCGCCCAAGACUCACCUGCCGACACUCACGCGCAUAAGCUAAAUGGACAGCAACUGAAGCCUCUGUCCGUACCCGAUCGACUACAUCCAGACUCGCCCGCCACCAAGUGGCCACAGUCUGGCGCAAUAUCUCCUGGAUAUACUGGCUUUCGCAGUCCUGUCUUCGACGGACCGGAUGCACACAGGGGACGGUACGGUAGCAUCUCUACGCCGGGCCCGUUGGACGAAAGCUUGCCCCUCCACCGCGGUAGUUACGACCACGGCAUAUUCCCAGAACACGAAUUUGGCAUGGAGGAGAAUGGAAUGCGCAAUUUGAACAUCGAUGACCGCAGCCCUGCUGGGUCUGACGAAUAUCAUAUGUGCCAGAAAGGCGGCCUAAAACGGCGCGCCUCAUCACCUCCUCCAGAGGCUGUGCGUGACGACCGGCCCACGGCUAGCGGCAACCCCGACUUAUAUCAUCGGCGUUCAGCGCAUAUGCUUGUUAACCGCAAUACUCCAACUUCGCGCUUUCAGAUGCACCAUGGAUCACUGUCCUCAGUUUCAUCCUCAGGCCCCCGUACUGGCUCGGUCGGCUCUUCGCUCGGUUUUUCCACAGCAGCAAGCAGCAUGACAAGUUAUGGCGGAGAUCAACGCUUGUCACCCAGUGCGUUGUCGCCCUCGGAGCAGACGGAACUGGGCCCUGUUUCUCCGUAUGCAGCUAGCAGGUCGCUAAAUCGUAGCCCCCGCGGCUCUUUAUCGAGACCACAGCACCAACGAGGCUACUCGGAAACCGAGCAUCCUUCUCAGAUCCGGAAGCUUUCGACAGAAAGCAUCAUCCACUCGCGACAGAAUUCGAUGGCCAACCGCAUUCCAGGCGCAUAUAUCUGCGAGUGCUGUCCCAAGAAGCCUAAGAAGUUUGACAGCGAAGAUGAGUUGCGAUCACACGAGCUAGAAAAGCAGUACAUUUGCCAAUAUUGCCCGAAUCGGUUCAAGAACAAGAAUGAGGCCGAGCGUCAUCAGAAUUCUCUGCAUUUGCGGCGACAUUCAUGGUCGUGUGCUGCGCUUGCUGGUGUUCAGGCUGCGUUCCACCCCUCUCCUACUCGUCCAGCCGCGGCCGACGUGUGUGGAUUUUGUGGUGAGGAGUUUCUUAACCCCGCGAACUGGGACGCUCGGGCAGAGCAUCUGAACCAUGCGCACAAGUUUGGCGAAUGCAAUCAAGCCAAGAAGUUUUUCCGUGCAGAUCAUUUUCGACAGCAUCUGAAACACAGUCACGCCGGUACGAGUGGAAAGUGGACCAACAUGCUGGAAAAUGCGUGUAUGAGGGACGAGCCACCACCACAGGAGCGAGUUGGCUCUGUGGGCUCAAUCUCUGGUCCUUCUAUAUCCCCUCUUCCAGCGAAACCUGGGGUCAUCAACGAAGCACACGACGAGUCUUGA
Messenger RNA from Macroventuria anomochaeta, 1905 nucleotides. RefSeq lists its product as uncharacterized. Gene Ontology annotation, molecular function: DNA-binding transcription factor activity, RNA polymerase II-specific; RNA polymerase II cis-regulatory region sequence-specific DNA binding. Bases 1 to 1905 code for a protein of 634 amino acids. The record is from RefSeq and is a predicted model, not a curated record. NCBI's taxonomy places the organism in Eukaryota, Fungi, Ascomycota, Dothideomycetes, Pleosporales, Didymellaceae. Gene Ontology annotation, biological process: regulation of DNA-templated transcription. The transcript has 3 exons.